UGUUUAACCGAUACGCAAUGCGCUGGUAACACACAGUAUUUCAUACGAAAGGAAACUAGAUGAUUGUUGAUUGUGCAAAUGUGAAAGUAGUUCGAUGAUUUAUUUGGCAAACAUGAGACUAAUUGCAAUACACUAAAACUGAUUUACAACGGAUCUUAUAUCGUCUCUUUAACAUCAACAGCAAUGUCAUUAUCGGAAGGCAGCGACAGAAGAAUACAUUAAACCGUCAUAGACAACUGAUAAUCCAGCGGUAUUGACGUAUUGACGUAUAAGAGACUUCUAAGUUUCAUUCAAAUCAAUGUAAUACAAGAGUCUCAGAGGAAGGAAUCAUCGGAGAAAAGUUUCAAAUACUUAAUAAUUACAAAUACAGACACAAGACAGGGAAGCAUUUUUUUUCCGCCGGAAAUGCAGACUACUGAAAUCAGAUCAUGAAAGAGAGUCUGGUAAAUCUGAUAAGUCAUCAAAAAAUUAUGAAACAAUUUUCUAACGUAAAUGAGGGAUACGUUUUCAGGUGUACAGAUGAUCGGUUAGAUAGAAGUCAUUUUGAUACGGAGGAAAAAGGCAUCUCGUAUUUGGAAUAAUGGCUUCGUAUUGACAGCGUUAUUACUCUUAGAAACACUGCACUGCGUAGACAUUCAGGAGCGUUAGAAACAACAUAUUGAACUUGAAAAUAGUGGAGACAUCGUCUAAUGUUGGAGUAAAUUUGAACAUUCAUACAUAUUACUGCUUUAAAGGUCAAAUAUACUAUACAAUAUCGGGACAGAGGUUACAAACCUGAAUUAGAGCAUUUUAAAUACGCUUCAAGUCUUGUCAUUAUAAAGAUUAAUUUAUUCUAAAGGAUAUAAGCUAAACUGUAUACUUUUUAUUGGCAGUACGUAGUAUAACGAAAUGGAUAAGGCAGAAUAUAUAAAUGUUACAGACACACCAAAGACACGCCUACUCCAAUCGGCAGAGGAUCAUGAUAUUCUUAUGGCAGUGAUAGGAAUACUGUCAUUCUUUAGUGUCAUAGGAACGGUCGGUAACGCUCUAGUAUUAUACGUUUAUAUCAAAAAGCGAAACAAACUAGCCUCAACAGUAUUCAUAAUAACGCUGGCGGGCACUGAUUUUGUCACAUGCAUACUUAUUAUUCCUUACACGAUAGUUCUAGAAUAUGUGGUGUAUUAUGUCAAAUAUGAUUUUCUUUGUAAAUUUUACAUGUUCCUAAUUACAUCUAACGUGCCAUUUUCAGCAUUUAUCAUGACGGCUAUUGCCGUUGAUAGGUACUUGUGUAUAUGUCAUCCUUUCACGCAUAUACUAAACAAGAGGAUUGCUAAAAUGAUAAUAUCCCUUCUCGCAACAGUAGCGUUUAUACUGGGAAUUAUUACAGCCUUAAACUAUGGGGUAUACUUUAAAAAGGAAAGAAAUACAACGCAAAUAGAUGAAAGAGAUAACGCGGAAACAUCUGAUAUAUAUCAAAGUGUCAUAAAUAGUUCAACACAAUGGACUGAAGUUACGUAUGUAUAUGAAUCAGUUAAUGGAACGUCGCCAAAUAACGUUAAAAACGUUUCCGCCAUAAGUAAAGAGGUGAUUGAAUAUGGCGGUAUGUGUCAACCAAACGGACUUAUAUUCAGUCAUCGUUUCACGAAUAUAUAUCAGAAAGUAUAUUCAAGCUUUUUUGUGAUAGUGAUAGUCGUUGUUGUAGUUUUAUAUAUACUCAUUUACAAAUUUGUGUCAGUCCGUAGAGCUAAAAGGAGACGCAUGCGCAGUCAACGAUCAAUGUAUUCUUCGUACAAGGAGUCGCCCACAACUUUUGUAAAUACUCGGGCGUCUUUGAAUAAUGGCAGUGUGAAAACGGAAUUAGAUAUGGAAAGUGUAGCAGACGAACCACGCCCUAAGACGGAAAAGACUGUUUUUCUGCGGAGAAUGACAAUCCGAGAGAAGGGUCUUGUUGCAAAUAUACGAACUGCUGCAAUGCUUUUUGUUGUCACAGCUGUUUUUAUCAUUGUGUUUCUACCAGCAUGGUUGAUGGCGCACGAAGUGCUGCCGUACAAUAUGCUAAUUUUCUAUAUGUAUUUCUUCUAUAAUGUCGCUAAUCCAAUUAUAUAUGCCUUUAUGAACAAAGCUUUCAGAAGAGACCUCAAAGACGUGAUAGAGUGUAGAGUUACGCAAUAACUGCGUUAUAAUCGAUCUUAAAAACAUCUCAUAACCAUUGGAAGAACUCAUUUUGCCACUUAAAUAAGUAACUCUGCAAAAAAGUGUCGAACGUUGGGUAUUUUCCAGCUUACGUACAUUUUCAUUCAAAAUUAUGUUUAGACUAAGCAUCUUUGUUCUGAAUUUUAUGAUUUGUUCAACAGAAUUGAAGAACGUUACCUAUUGUAAAGCAUAUAUAAUAUUAUCACCCGUUGAAUUAAAUGCUUAUGUGUUUUAUUAUCUAUUAAAUAGAUACUUUUCAUUGCUUUCUGUAUUUUGUUCUGUGAUUUUUGCAAACAUUCUAUAAAUUAAACACCUGUAAAUUCCCAAUUGUUAAUGUA
Molecule: messenger RNA, 2510 nt
Organism: Mercenaria mercenaria
Lineage: Eukaryota; Metazoa; Mollusca; Bivalvia; Venerida; Veneridae
Product: formyl peptide receptor-related sequence 3-like
Exons: 2
Coding region: 889-2151 (420 amino acids)
Biological process (GO): neuropeptide signaling pathway
Cellular component (GO): membrane
Molecular function (GO): G protein-coupled peptide receptor activity
Source: RefSeq, a predicted model, not a curated record